This is a messenger RNA of Candidula unifasciata, 267 nucleotides long. NCBI's taxonomy places the organism in Eukaryota, Metazoa, Mollusca, Gastropoda, Stylommatophora, Geomitridae. The record is from the annotation of a GenBank genome assembly.
AUGUUCACAAAUAUCCUGUCCAUUCACAGGUUCUAUGAUUCAUGUGCCCAACACUAUCAAGGAGCAUGGUGGUUCAACAACUGCUUCGAAGCUCACCUCAAUGGCAAAUACUAUCAUAAAGGCUUCCACAAGAACUAUUUCCAGCGUGAUGGCAUACAGUGGAAUACCAUACAUAUGUACUCAUCACUCAAGGCUGUUCUGAUGAUGGUCAAGCCAGCAGAUCAUCCCAGAAAUCCCACUUCAAAUGAAGUCAUUAGUGACGCAUAA